CCCAACAAAAAUUCCCUCAAAAAUAUCGCAAUCCCUUUUUCCAUAUCUUGAAAAUUCAUUUUGUGCCAUGUUUGAGUCUUUGAGAUCCAUUCCUGCGAAAUCAAACAUCUUUUCCACAGUCACUUUUCUACUGAUCAUCAUCGUCAUCAUCUCUUCAGACAGCAUUAUAUCAAACGUCUCAUUAAAUUCAGAUGUUUUGAUGCACGAAAGCAGCGGUGAAGAUCGCGAUCAUGAUCAUCAUCUGUCACGAGUUUUGCACACAAAAUCAGCAGAUGGCGAAGGUUUCAAUUCCGAGAUCACAUAUUUCUUUAGCAGAAAUCGAUGUAGGGUUCGUCUCUUCAUGACAUGGAUCUCUCCUGCAGAUUUUUUCGGAGAGAGAGAGUUGUUUGGAUUGGAGAGUUUGUUCAAAACGAACCCUAAAGGCUGCUUGAUCAUACUCUCCAACACUCUGGACUCAAUCCAUGGAUCGAAGCUCCUACAGCCGUUGAUCGAAAUCGGGUUUCGUGUUCGAGCAAUCUCUCUCGACUUAUCUUCUCUGUUCAACGACACUCCAGCUGAAAUCUGGUUCGAUCAGAUCAAGAACGGCAGCAAGAAUGCGGGAGAAAUCCCUCUGCCUCAAAACCUAUCCAAUUUGAUUAGGCUUGCAGCUUUGUACAAGUAUGGAGGUGUGUAUUUGGACACAGAUUUCAUAAUCUUGAAAGAUUUGUCAAGAUUAAGGAAUUCCAUCGGAGCUCAAAGCGUUGAUGUGAAUGGGAAUUGGACAAGGUUGAACAAUGCAAUCCUAGUUUUUGACAAGAAUCAUCAACUUGUGUACAAGUUCAUGGAGGAAUUUGCUUCAACUUUCGAUGGGAAUAUAUGGGGGCAUAAUGGGCCAUAUUUAGUUACUAGAGUGGUUGAUAGGGUUGUGAGGGUUAGAGAUUUUAAUUUUACGAUCUUGCCCCCGAUUGUUUUUUACCCGGUCGAUUGGAUCCGGAUCCCUAGGUUUUUUGCUCGGCCGGAUCAUAAUGAUCUGGCCGAGCAAAAAUGGGUCACGGCUAAGCUCCGACAUCUUAGCCGUGCUUCAUAUGGGGUGCAUUUGUGGAAUAGGCAGAGUAGUAGAUUAAGGAUUGAGGAAGGAAGCGUUAUAAGUAGUUUGAUUUCUGAUUAUUGUAUCUUGUGUAAUACACCUAUUUCGAGUUCGUAACUAGUUAAAGAUGCAUUUGU
Molecule: messenger RNA, 1203 nt
Organism: Salvia miltiorrhiza (redroot sage)
Lineage: Eukaryota; Viridiplantae; Streptophyta; Magnoliopsida; Lamiales; Lamiaceae
Exons: 1
Coding region: 68-1183 (371 amino acids)
Source: RefSeq, a predicted model, not a curated record